Apaloderma vittatum (bar-tailed trogon) is the source of this 2343-nucleotide messenger RNA. RefSeq names its product vascular endothelial growth factor receptor 1. Gene Ontology annotation, biological process: positive regulation of angiogenesis; positive regulation of kinase activity; cell migration. Gene Ontology annotation, molecular function: ATP binding; transmembrane receptor protein tyrosine kinase activity. NCBI's taxonomy places the organism in Eukaryota, Metazoa, Chordata, Aves, Trogoniformes, Trogonidae. The annotation marks the transcript as partial. The record is from RefSeq and is a predicted model, not a curated record. The transcript has 18 exons. Gene Ontology annotation, cellular component: signaling receptor complex.
UUGACAGAUGUACCAAGUGGCUUCCAUAUUAGUUUGGAAAAAAUGCCCAUUGAAGGAGAGAAUUUGAUACUGUCCUGUUCAGCCAACAAAUUCCUGUACAAAGACAUUGCUUGGAUUUUACCGAGGACGGUCAACAAUCAAACGAAAGUGAGAAGGUCUCUCAAGAAGGAGUACUCCUCCACCCUCACUCUGACCAUCAAGAACGUUUCCCUGGCACACUCGGGCACAUAUGCCUGCCGAGCAAGGAAUAUAUACACGGGGAAAGAAGUGCUUCAAAAGAAAGACGUUACAAUCAGAGCUCAAGAGGCACCAGCCCUGCUGCGGCAUCUCACGGAUCAGACAGUGAACACCAGCAAAUCUGCCAUGUUGGAGUGCCAGGUUCGUGGCAUCCCCGAGCCCCAGAUAUCCUGGUUUAAAAACCAUGAGGAAAUACAGCAAGAAUCAGGAAUAAUUUUAGGGCCUGGAAGCCGAAUGCUGUUUAUUGAAAGAGUAAAGGAGGAGGAUGAAGGACUUUACCAGUGUAUAGCCACUAACUUAAAAGGGUCUGUGGAGAGUGCAGCGUAUGUCACCGUACAAGGCACACCGGAAAGGUCAAACCUGGAGCUAAUAACCCUGUCCUGUACCUGCGUGGCUGCAACUCUCUUUUGGCUCCUGUUGACUCUCUUCAUUCGCAAGCUGAAGAGGCCUUAUUCCUCUGAAGUGAAGACCAACCAUUACCUGUCAAUCAUAAUGGAUCCUGAUGAAGUCCCCUUAGAUGAGCAAUGUGAACGUCUGCCUUAUGAUGCCAGCAAGUGGGAAAUUGCAAGGGAAAGGCUUAAACUAGGGAAGUCUCUUGGACAUGGAGCAUUUGGAAAAGUGGUACAAGCAUCUGCUUUUGGAAUUAAGAAAUCACCAACAUGCAGGAUAGUUGCUGUGAAAAUGCUGAAAGAAGGGGCCACAGCAAGUGAGUAUAAAGCGCUGAUGACUGAGCUGAAAAUCCUGAUCCACAUUGGUCAUCAUCUCAAUAUUGUGAAUUUGCUGGGAGCUUGCACAAAAAAUGGAGGGCCUCUGAUGGUGAUUGUUGAAUACUGCAAGUAUGGGAAUUUGUCAAACUACCUGAAGAGCAAGAGGAAUUUUUUCUGCCCUAACAAGGACUCCCCUCCACAAGGAGAGCUAAUGAAAGAGAAGAGGGAUAUUGAGCUGGUGGAAGGCAAAAAACAAAGGCUGGCCAGUGUCACCAGCAGCGAGAGCUUUGCGAGCUCUGGGUUCCAGGAAGAUAAAAGUCUGAGUGAUGUGGAGGAGGACGAGGAGGAUGCUGAUGAGCUCUACAAGUUGCCCCUCACUAUGGAGGACCUGAUCUCCUACAGCUUUCAGGUGGCCAGAGGCAUGGAGUUUCUAUCCUCCAGAAAGUGCAUUCAUCGUGACCUGGCAGCCAGAAACAUCCUUUUAUCUGAGAACAAUGUCGUGAAGAUCUGUGAUUUUGGCCUCGCAAGAGAUAUUUAUAAGAAUCCUGAUUAUGUGAGAAAAGGAGAUGCUCGACUUCCUCUCAAGUGGAUGGCUCCAGAAUCCAUAUUUGAUAAAAUCUACAAUACAAAAAGCGACGUCUGGUCCUACGGGGUCUUGCUGUGGGAGAUAUUUUCUUUGGGUGCCUCUCCUUACCCCGGAGUCCAAAUAGAUGAGGAUUUCUGCAGCAGACUGAAGGAAGGCACAAGAAUGCGAGCCCCGGAGCAAGCGACCAAGGAGAUCUACCAAAUCAUGCUGGACUGCUGGCGAAGCAAUCCCAACGACAGGCCAAGGUUCUCCGAGCUGGUGAAAAAGCUAGGCGACCUGCUGCAAGCAAACGUCGAGCAGGAAGGCAAAGACUACAUACCCCUCAAUACAAUAUUUGCAACAGAAAGUGUUUUUCCGCCUGCAUCUGAUGCAUUGUGCAAUGAAAAUUUUUCUGUUUCAAGCUCAAAUUGUGGAAGCACUGAAAAUGUCAGAUACAUAAACACUUUCAAAAUAAAACCACCCCAGAGCAUAAAGACAUUUGAAGAGCUUCCCAUCAAGGAAACGCUUGUAUUUAAUGAUUAUCAAGCAGACAGCGGGAUGGUGUUGGCUCCAGGAGAACUAAAACGCUUCACGUGGACAGGCAUCAAGCAGAAACGGACGCUCUUUGGUGUGAAAGGUGCCAGCAGGAGCAAGGACUCGGUGCUUUCUGGAAUAACCAAGCCAAGAAGUUUCUGCAGUUUCAGCUGUGACCAGCUCAGCGACUCCAAGCGAAGAUACACGUGUGGUAAUGCGGUGCUGGAGAAAAUGAAAGCAAGCCAUUCCCCCCCUCCCGACUACAACUCCGUCGUCCUUUACUCUCAGCCACCUGCUUAA